Strongylocentrotus purpuratus (purple sea urchin) is the source of this 1807-nucleotide messenger RNA. It is a transcript of the gene dhdds, whose product is annotated as dehydrodolichyl diphosphate synthase complex subunit DHDDS. Gene Ontology annotation, molecular function: ditrans,polycis-polyprenyl diphosphate synthase [(2E,6E)-farnesyl diphosphate specific] activity. The record is from RefSeq and is a predicted model, not a curated record. Gene Ontology annotation, cellular component: endoplasmic reticulum; dehydrodolichyl diphosphate synthase complex. NCBI's taxonomy places the organism in Eukaryota, Metazoa, Echinodermata, Echinoidea, Camarodonta, Strongylocentrotidae. The coding region runs from base 423 to 1556 and encodes 377 amino acids. Gene Ontology annotation, biological process: polyprenol biosynthetic process. The transcript is spliced from 8 exons.
AUGCAAUGCUAUGCGGUAGCUGAAUGCGAUGUGUAUGCUGUUCGUAUGCAACGUGUGCAUCUUGUAAGCCCAACCGGUGUAUGCUCCAUCAUGUGUAUUGUAAAUGCAGCAAUCAUAUACACACUUGUGCCGCGCCGGAGAAUUGCUAGAGCGAUAAACCCGUUCGUUUCACAUUGCAUUCACCGCGAACUCGCCGAGCCCACCGCCCUAGCUCUCUGCACUACACUGCGGCUUGCGUGGCACUAUCCAACGAAUUGCAUCAGAUCUCCCCUUCGACUGUAUGUUUCCGAGUCCCGACCCUCUCUCCGACGUACCUGCCAGCCGAAGGUCUCGGGUGUGUUGACUGUCCUGGCGGGGUCCCGUUUACCUGCCGCAUAUUGACUCAGAAUUGUAAUGUUAGAUCUGGAAAUUAAUAAACUAAUAUGGAUCCAGACUUGAGCAAAUCUAACGAACAUUGGAUUGAGGCUUCGGCAGCAACAUCGGAAUGGUUCCCGGAGAAGCAGUACCAGGCCCAAAAGACCUGGCUCCAGUCCUUCUGUCUUCGGGUCCUAAAGUGCGGUCCUGUGCCGCAGCAUGUGGCCUUCAUCAUGGACGGCAAUCGCCGUUUCGCCAAGAAAAAGUCGGUCCAGACCCUAGAGGGCCAUUCGCUUGGAUUCGAGAAAUUAGCUGAGACUCUGCAAUGGUGUUUAGAUCUAGGUAUAACAGAAGUCACCGUCUAUGCAUUCAGUAUAGAGAACUUUAAGAGAUCGCGGCAGGAAGUGGAUGGGCUUAUGGAACUAGCAAGAAAGAAAUUCCUCAGAUUAUUAGAAGAAAAAGAUCAGAUCAUGAAGCAUGGUGUAUGUGUGCAAGUGAUAGGAGACCUCAACCUCCUCCCCAGGGAUGUUCAAGAAGUCGUAGCAGAAGCCAUGUUUAUAUCACGCAAUAACACAAGAGCAACUCUCAAUGUAUGUCUAGCCUACACCUCCAGGCAGGAGAUGGCCAACGCAGUCAAGGAGGUGGCGCUAGGAGUAGAAGAAGGCAUCCUCGAACCAAGCGAUGUAUCGGAGGAGUUACUUGAGGAAUGUUUGUACACUCAUAGAUGUAAAGAUCCAGAGCUACUCGUCAGAACAUCAGGGGAAGUCCGGUUAAGUGACUUCUUACUGUGGCAGAGUGGCUAUUCAGUACUGUCUUUCGUAGAGGUUCUAUGGCCUGAGUUUUCUAUAUGGCACCUAUUUGCCGCUGUUCUUCACUACCAGACCAAAUACAACGCAGUACAAAGAGCAAAGGAAGCCAUGCUGGACAACAGGCGGAGAGCCGUCCUGGAAUCGGAUCACAGAUGCGUUCUAGCUCAAUCAAACACCAGCAAAGAAACGACACUCUCGGAUCGCAAAGAAACGUCACUCUCGGAUCACAUAGCAAUGCCAAGCAAUGACGAUGCCUUCCAUAAAAGACUCUCAAAGUACAGGAACGAUCGCGAGUCAAGGAUAGCCAAGUUUCUAGGAGCGCUCAACAAAAGAAGAGAAGACUUUUUAAUGAGUUUACUACCAGAAAGGACUCUAUGCCAAAUCGUAGCGUAGCUCUGCAUUCGGAGUAAUUCGAGUAGCUUUCCACUCUUCUUUUUUUUCUUUUUAAUAUUCCUAGAUUUUUAUGAAUGAAUUUAUGAGAGAGAUUAUUGUGUUUAUAUUUUGAACAAUUAUAAAGAAUGUGAAUUUGUCUUAAAGUAUCUUUUAAUGACAUAUGAGAUAUAUAUGUUCCAAAUCAAUUUCUUUACUUCUUCACAGUGACGUCAUCAAAUGCUGAAUAAAACAUCCUCUCUUCACAUUGGCAA